ACGUACUUUCUUUUUUACUUAGGCACUGUGUCCAGCUACAACUACAAGCGGGCGCGAGUGGAGUUUCCCUUUACUUGGAACUCUGCGCACUGGACACAAUGGAAUGAAUUUUUGCACUAGCAUAUAUGCUCAAGGGACAGCUGUAAUGGAAAGUAUUGUGAGGGAUCUUUGCAAGUAACAACAAAAAAAACACCAACUCACUGAUUAUGUCUUCCGCGAGCCUGCAUGAAACGAAUACCAUCAACAUCAGCUGUAUAUUCUCGCGACCACACCGACCGGUGAUAAUUUCCCUCUCUGGAGCUGAUAAGAAACAAGCCGUGGGUCCUCCGUAGUUGGAACGAGCCCAGUACCGGCCGGGCUGUUUCAAUUCGUCCAAACGCCUCGUACCGAGCGGUUGUGCGGUUCCGUAGCUUCGUGGCUCCUUUAAGCCACCGAAACCGGGUGGCCAUAGUGAGCCGUGUGUGCAGUUUCUGGUUAGUGUUAAAUAUAAUAUCAACCAUCUGUCAGAAACGCCAGGAACAAAGUCGAAAGAUCACUGAGUCAAGGUGAUAUCAACCGAUUGACGCUUCAGGUGUGAUAAGUUUAGUAGCAACUGCAAUCUUGCUGCCGUAAAUCUUCACCAGUGUGUUUUGAUUAAUCACCGGUAAUGACAGGACCAUUUCUCUGAAACCCAGCAGAGCCAACAGCACGCUCGAAGAAAUCGAGAAGAAGCAAAAGUAAUCAAAGCGAACGUGAUUCACACAGAGAAUUAACGUGUGUUCAACUUCCGCCAGAAUGGAUCUUCUCGUUCGAACGACAUGGGUAUUUACAACGAAGCGAUUCAAGAAUUUGCUUCUCAUUCCCAGAAUGGGCUCAUUCACGUCCGCUCCCCAAAUCAAAAACGUGGACUAUCAGGAUGAUAAGCUGGAAAUUACCGAUGGUAUGUCCGUGCCGGAUCUCGUCGAAUACUGCCGGAUAGCACGUGGUGACGAUCGACCACCGCUGGUGAAGCGCAAAUUUCUCAAACCAACCGAUCACAUAAACCGCACCGAUCUGACGGACGGGUUCAAAAUGCUCCACCUAGAUUCUAUAUCCAAGACUUCUUUUCCGUUUUCAGCAUGCAGUGAACCAUCACUGAUCGCUUCACAGUUACGAAUAUUUCAAUGGAACAUGCUCUCACAAACGCUCGGUAUGCACAACGACGGAUUCGUCCGAUGUCCGCUGGAAGCACUGACGUGGGAUUGUCGACGAUAUCAGCUUAUUGAAGAAAUUGUACAAAACGAUCCCGACAUCAUCUGUCUGCAGGAGGUAGAUCACUUCAAAUUUCUGCAAAAGAUACUCAGCACACAAAACUAUGAAGGUGUGUUCUUCCCCAAACCUGACUCGCCCUGUCUGUACAUCAAUGGUAACAAUGGUCCGGACGGUUGUGCCGUGUUUUACAAGAAGGAUCGGCUCGAGAUGGUUAACCAUUUUACACGCGUGCUGGAGGUGUGGCGUGUUCAAAGCAAUCAGGUAGCGAUAGCGGCUGUUUUGCGGACACGUGAUACGCGCCAGGAGAUUUGUGUGACCACCACACAUCUGAAGGCAAGGAAAGGAGCACUGCUGUCGAAGCUGCGCAAUGAGCAGGGCAAGGAUCUGCUAUACUUUAUCGAUGGUGUUGCGGAAAAUCGACCAGUAAUAAUAUGCGGUGACUUUAAUGCGGAACCGAUCGAACCAAUCUAUAGCACGGUGCUGAACUAUAAACCGCUCGGAUUGGCUAGCGCGUAUUCGGAUCUGUUGGCUGAGGAAUCGCAGGACGAGAACAAUCAGAACGCACUGAACACGAAACCGGGCGAACGGUGUAGCCGCAGCAGUAUUGGAUCAGCGCACAGUAUCAACGACGAGUGUGGACUCUCCAAUGGGGUCAGGACGAAGGCGGAACAGUCGGCUGCAUACGAACCACCGUACACCACGUGGAAGAUUCGCGAAGAGGGAGAAGUCUGCCAUACGAUCGAUUAUGUGUUUUAUUCCAAGGAAAAGUUGACGGUAAAGAACUGUCUAAUGUUCCCUUCCGGCGAAGAAAUCGGCGUUGAUCGCACUCCUAGCUUCCAAUAUCCUUCCGAUCAUUUUUCGCUCGUAUGCGACAUCGAACUAAAGCCUGCAGCGGACACUAUAGCACCGGAGGAUUCCAACUCGAUACCGAAUCAUCAAUUGUAGUUCAAGUCGGAUAGGAUGGAU
Molecule: messenger RNA, 2196 nt
Organism: Anopheles moucheti
Lineage: Eukaryota; Metazoa; Arthropoda; Insecta; Diptera; Culicidae
Gene: cu
Product: nocturnin
Exons: 7
Coding region: 775-2175 (466 amino acids)
Biological process (GO): circadian rhythm
Molecular function (GO): poly(A)-specific ribonuclease activity
Source: RefSeq, a predicted model, not a curated record